Messenger RNA from Cicer arietinum (chickpea), 1186 nucleotides. Its product is annotated as nuclear transcription factor Y subunit C-3-like. Gene Ontology annotation, cellular component: nucleus. Gene Ontology annotation, biological process: regulation of transcription by RNA polymerase II. Gene Ontology annotation, molecular function: protein heterodimerization activity; RNA polymerase II cis-regulatory region sequence-specific DNA binding; DNA-binding transcription factor activity, RNA polymerase II-specific. Lineage: Eukaryota; Viridiplantae; Streptophyta; Magnoliopsida; Fabales; Fabaceae. The record is from RefSeq and is a predicted model, not a curated record.
AAUUAUAAAUAGGUUCCUAAGCAAGCAAGUUCGAUUCACACACACAUUCGCAUUUCUCUUUGUGUUGUUUUUGUUUCUGAGAGGUUCUCGGUGUUUGCAGAGGCAAGCCUCAUCUUUGAGGGAAGAAUGGAUCAUCAAGGGCAUAACCAGAACCCGCCAAUGGGGGUUGUCGGUAGCGGAGGUCAAAUGACAUAUGGAUCCAACCCGUAUCAGCCAAACCAAAUGACUGGGGCACCUGGAUCGGUUGUUACAUCAGUUGGGGGCAUGCAAUCUGCCGGUCAACCUGCUGGAGCUCAGCUGGGACAGCAUCAACUUGCUUAUCAGCACAUUCAUCAGCAACAACAGCAGCAGCUUCAGCAACAGCUCCAAGCCUUUUGGGCAAACCAGUACCAAGAAAUCGAAAAGGUUACCGAUUUCAAGAACCACAGCCUUCCCCUGGCAAGGAUCAAGAAGAUUAUGAAGGCUGAUGAGGAUGUUAGAAUGAUAUCGGCUGAAGCACCGGUCAUUUUCGCAAGGGCCUGUGAGAUGUUCAUAUUGGAGCUAACCCUGCGUUCCUGGAACCACACUGAAGAGAACAAAAGGAGGACACUUCAGAAGAAUGACAUUGCUGCAGCAAUCACAAGGACUGAUAUCUUUGAUUUCCUUGUCGACAUUGUGCCUCGCGAGGACCUGAAAGACGAAGUGCUGACAUCAAUCCCUAGAGGAACAAUGCCUGUCGGCGGGCCUGCUGAUUCUCUUCCUUACUGCUACAUGCCACCUCAGCAUGCCCCCCAAGUUGGAACUGCUGGUGUUAUAAUGGGUAAGCCAGUGAUGGACCCAAACAUGUAUGCUCAACAACCUCAUCCCUACAUGGCACCACAAAUGUGGCCACAGCCUCCAGACCAGCGACCACCAUCUCCAGAUCAUUAACUGCUGAGACGCAAAUGUUAAGGGAACUGCAAUGGGGUGGGUGUGAAACUGAAUCAAGAAGGUCCAUUGCGAUCAGAGACUGUAGCUGAUAGGUGACUUGCAGUGCAAGACUAUUAUGUAGAUAAUAUGCCAUUAAAAACUUAUCUUUAUAUUAUGUUAAUUUUCAGUUUAAUUUUAUGGUCUUAAGAUUAAAUAUAUGUAUUUGCAGACCAGUAUUGGGAAAUUUACCUUAAUUUUAACUUUAUAUUUGUUAGCGCAAUAUUUAAUGCCCUUUGCA